GGGCUUAUUUACCAAUCCGCCCACUCCCAAUCUAAACGUUUGUUUACCUGUCUUCUUGAGAUGCUUCAUGAAGCACCUCCAGAAGGCACGCACGUUGAUCUUGAGUCUCUGUUAGAAUAAACCACGUGCGAAACAUUUACCGCUCUCUGAGUCAUACCUAGCCCGAGGCGGCCAUUCCAAGAAGAACAAAUUAGUUUUUCAUAAACUGGCGAGCAAGCCAGUUGAGCAAGCCAGUUUUGGAGGACCGCGAUCCGGACAACUCAACUCAGCAAGCCUUGUAUUCUCAGUCAACAGCCGGCACAGGAAGUGGCCGUAUAAGAAGUGAAGAACACCUCAUACUCUCGAAUUUUAAGUUUUAUACACAGAACCAACCAGCCCUGAUAUGGGGAACAGCUCAUCACAGCAUUCUCUGCCGGACGGUACACCCUCACCCCUAACCCAGCUGAUCAACCAGCACAUCUAUGAGAAGGAUCAGCUCUUCAAGAUGUCUUCCAGCUGGCAUGAGUGGACCAAAGGCGACCUGGAAAAUAGAUGGCCACUCGGUGGAUCGCUAGAAUUGGGCCCUCUCAGAUGUGCAAGAGAAAACAUUCUGAGGAAAAGGAAUGGCGCAACGCACAGCAGGAAGAACAGCGACAAAUUUAACAUACACAUAGCAGUGUGGCAUUCCUAUGAACAAAUGGCGAAGGAAAAUGCAAUAGAAAAGACGGCCCCAGAGGACACACCAACCCAACCCUCUCCAUAUGUUCCCAGCCCCAACAACCCAUCCACCUUCCCAGCCCCCACUGCUCCAACUUACCCAUCCCUACGUGGUGACAAAGAGAAUUACAACAAAACACCAAUAGCCAUCAUGGAGGUUGGAAAGACAGGAGAUCCAUUACCGACAACCCUCCACGGACAAAUGACCAUGUUUGACGCAGAGGUCCAGUUCCAUCUCGGCAACACCAGAACCAACGUGCAACAUCCAGACCUCCACAUCAGCCUUGGAAACACAGGCGCAGCAACCCGGCGCUGUCACAAUACCCAGAAUCAACCUGAACAAUGGCAAAGCCAACAACACCAACAACCUCCAUACCGGAGUCACCGCAGGUCAUACCAAGGUGGACGUGGAAGAGGACGAGGUUCAUCACCACGUCGACCUGCCACCUGCUACAACUGUGGUCAAAAGGGCCAUUGCCGGAACCAGUGCCACCAACAACCUCCGCACCAGUAUCCUGGCUGGUCACUCCAAGGGGGAGGCGGAAGAAGACAGGAAUCAUGGCAAUGCCAAUCACCACGUCGACCUGCCACCUGCUACAACUGUGGUCAAAAGGGCCAUUACCGGAACCAGUGCCACCAACAUCCUCCGCACCAGUAUCCUGGCUGGUCACUCCAAGGGGGAGGCGGAAGAAGAGAAGAAUCAUGGCAAUGCCAAUCACCACGUCAACCUGUCACCUAAUGCCGCUGUGACCGAAGGUGCUCCGUUACAGAAGCCGAUGCCCAAACAAAUAGGGCUGCCUGGAGACUGACAGGGUGAUGUUACCAUUGUUGUUGGGUACCCCAUUGCAAGAGCCCAUGCUCCCUUUAGUAAUCACCUGCAAGAAACAUGGCAGUCGCAGGAGUCUUAAAGUAGGGUUGGGCGAUCGUCUGCAAGCUUCCAUCGUCCG
This is a messenger RNA of Gadus macrocephalus (Pacific cod), 1643 nucleotides long. RefSeq lists its product as uncharacterized. Gene Ontology annotation, molecular function: zinc ion binding; nucleic acid binding. The transcript has 2 exons. Bases 383 to 1435 code for a protein of 350 amino acids. The record is from RefSeq and is a predicted model, not a curated record. Lineage: Eukaryota; Metazoa; Chordata; Actinopteri; Gadiformes; Gadidae.